This is a messenger RNA of Arthroderma uncinatum, 2367 nucleotides long. RefSeq lists its product as uncharacterized. Lineage: Eukaryota; Fungi; Ascomycota; Eurotiomycetes; Onygenales; Arthrodermataceae. The record is from RefSeq and is a predicted model, not a curated record. Bases 1 to 2367 code for a protein of 788 amino acids. The transcript has 2 exons.
AUGUCUCGACGGGGGAGAAUGGUCGAUGGUGGUGAAUUCACUGUUGAUAGCCAGCUGGAGAGCACGCUACAACAGUCAGCUGCAGCUGCUUCUACACAACCUAGCAAUGGCCAUGGAAACAGGUACUACGGCGAUACCAAUAGGGCCGUGGUGACGGGGCCUUCAAAACGCAAAUCAUACCCGCUGGGUGAAGAAGAUGCCCAGCCCCAUUCAGUGUAUCGACGCAGCGAGGCAAAUCCCAAUCGCUUCAGUGCUGACGCUGCCCAUUCGUACCAGCCACAUUCAGCUCAGAAACGCGUUCGGUCUAAUGAUUGGUCGAUGAAUGGGGACGGCGAGCAGGCUUCGAAUGGUAUUGCUCGCGAAGAAGAAGUGUCUGAGAAACCCAGCCUUCGUUCACGCAGAGGACAGGACGUCACGGAACUUAGGGAGAGACAAGAACGUCAAUCUCGAUUCCUAGAAGGGAGUAUGAAUGAUCGGGUCAGCACGCAGCCGCCAUCCACUUUCAUCGGGGACGAACAGGAGUAUUUACUUUCAAAUUACAUGGAUGAACGCAAUGAUGUCAGAGGCAGACGCGCAAACGGAUGGCAGUCGACCGGACAUACACCCGUAACUCCCACUCUACAUGGGAAACAUGGCAAGAAGGCGUCCUUUUCUUCAGUCAACACGGCCGAUAGCGAUGUAGCCGACUCCAAACACUCCUCGAGCGUCUUUCGAUUCGGAAAGGCCAUUGUCUCCGCAUUCAACCCGCUGGGCGUAUGGGGGAACGUCUCUGAGAUCUGGAAGGGCCAAGAUUCUUCGUCCAAAGGGUCAGCGUCAAUGGCCUCGUUGGCUGAUACACCUCAAGCCGCACGCAUCGAGAAGGCCUACGAGGAAUACAAGGCUUCCUCGGCCUAUAGAAGCCAUACUCCAACAUAUAGAUACGGACACUCGAGGGAAAGCACCGCUAGUCCGACCAAGUUGCCGCCAGUUCAAACACCACAGCCGCAAUCCCAUCGACCAAGUGCAUCUAUUCAAUCUAGCACGAGCAAGGAACUCCCCCCGACACCACUUGAACGGCAACAUCCGCCUUCUUCCACCAAACGCUCCUCAAUUCAAACAAUCAAGAACUCCCGAUCACUCCUCAACAUCGGCCAGUCUCUUCGGAAAGAACAGUCCAACAAGGACCUAGCCAAGGAAACCAAACUGCGGAGAAAGGUUAGUAACUUGGAAGACAAACUUAUGAAAUACAAACGGGAGCUCAGCUCGCUCGGACACGAGAGCGAAAGCAAAGAGGAAGAGUCAGAAAGAGACACAAAUGCUACUGGUCCUCCAACCGCCUCGGCUCCUUCAGCUCAUGACUUGCGAUAUUCGCGGAUGAGGAGGAAGAAAUUCAUUCCAGGGGCAUUACCCUCCCUGCCUUCGGAGAGGCUGCUUUUCGACAAAGAAGAACCAGACACCAUUUGUGAAUUGUCAGAGCAAGAAUCCAGCCCGGAGAAGCCAAUCUAUACGAGAAAAUCAGAGCCACGACUAAGGCGCACCACCCCACGAAUUGGAGAAGCGGAUGUUACCAACACUCCCACCGCCACGAUCGCCAACCAGACCACAGACGGAAGCACACCACCGUCACGAAAACGCAAGUCGCCAUCCCCCGACCCUGCAAGUAUCCGGCGUCGUCGGAUCUCGACCACCUAUAGCAGGGGAAUUAAAAACAGUGACGCCUCCUCACCGCCGCGCAAUGUCCGCCAUUCCACCGAAUUAAACGGCCCGCGUCCUCGUCCUCGCGAUGUACGCGCCGAGACAGAGGUCCGACGGAACCAGCCAUCUCGCAGAGCAAAAGAAAACAAACCAGAAUACCUCUCGGGCUACGAAACAAUCACCCGCCCUGCAUCUGUCCCCGCGCGGUCCGAAUCCAGACCCAAGCAAGCCCAAACCCCAGCUCCAGCUCCAGCCCUGACCAGAAAGCAAGCCCUUAUCUCGAGCCCAACCCCAAUCACUACCUCUGACAAUGCUGGCUCCGACGCGUCCGAGGCAGUAGCUAUCUCGACUCCGGCCCCUCUUCCCAUUCCAUCAUCUACCAAACCACCCCUGGCCUCGAAGCCAAAGCCCAUGCCAAUGCAAGUACACAACGCAGAUACAAAUGCAAACACAGCUCUAAUUCCACCCCCACGCCCCGCCUCGGUUCCAACAGCAGACAUGAUAUCCCGGCCCGGCAGUCCCAAGAAGCACAGCAUUACACCCCGUCGUAAAGCAAACAACGAUAAACCUAUCACCGUCACGCCGGGGAAAAACGGGAACGAGAAUAUCCCGCCCGUUCCCAAGUUGCCAGCUGAGCAUGCGGGAAGUGCUGCGAAGACAAACCAAUUCGAGUGGCCCGAUGACUGCUUCUAG